Messenger RNA from Xyrichtys novacula (pearly razorfish), 40086 nucleotides. Lineage: Eukaryota; Metazoa; Chordata; Actinopteri; Labriformes; Labridae. The record is from the annotation of a GenBank genome assembly.
GGGACGGCUGGACUCCAUUAAGCCGAAAGCCUGCAGGAAAACUGUUUGGGAUACUUCACUUCUUCAGCGACUUCUUGGGGGGAUUUCUCUCUUUUUUAUCGUCUUAUAAAACUCUUCCUACAUGAUUUAAAGAAGGGAACUUUGUCCUGUACCGUGUAGUCAACUGUGUUAGUGUUUUUCGUCUUUGUGAAGGUGAGUAUACUCAUUUUAAUGUUCGUCCUCAAAGCUUGGCACGUUCGCCGCUAUGAAAUAUGAAAACGCUUUUUUCUCCUUGUGGCGCCGCUCCUUUUACUUCAACCAAAGCUUUAUUCAACAACUAUUUCCUUGAAUUUAAGUGUUUGUUCGCCUUUAAUAACUCUUUUCACUGAACUUCGAGCUUUUACGACCGAGCAAACCAGUAAGACACGCAGCCGGGAAGCUGUUGAGCAGACCCUGCUUACAUAAUGACCCCUCUGCCUAUUUGUAAGAGUGCCUUUACCGUUAUUUUUAACAGGUGAAGCGGCACCUUUAGGAGGAUAAACCCCGGAAAAAAAGGUCUUUCUUGGGCUUGUACCCGCCUUUGUUCUGCCCUUUUUAUUGACCAGACGGCCGUAUUGGUCGCCGGGCUCCUCUGUUGUAGCUACUGGAUAACCUCAGCUCAAAGAAUUGACAGAUUGACUGUAAUUUAACUUUUUGGGAGGGAGUUCACUUUUUCCCCAACAAGACUCACAAGGAGACUCACAGAGACUUGAGUAUUGGAUGUUUAUUUAUUGAACAUGUCACUCCCAGAGGGUCAAUUGUCCAUUAUUAAGCUGAAUCAGAUAUCUCUGAAGCACUCUCAUAACAGUAAGCUGAUGUUGGAAAUGGUAACUCUCACUCUACUACCCUUUGUCAGCAAUAGAAGAAAAUUAAUUGAACACAAUUUCAAGUAAAUUUAAAGUGUUAAUGAUGAAUUAGAAGUAUCUAAAGUAGGCCACACCUCCAGUGUUACACAUACUUCCUUUAGAAAACCUUAACUCCUGGUUCAGACUGAGGAUAAAGUAACCCAGGAUCUGACUGUGUACAUGUCUCAAUGAUAUCUCACCCUUUUUAAUACCAUUGUAUUGCAUAAUAGUAUUGGGAAAUUUCUGAUAAUUUUCUGUUUUCAAUUCAUGUGUGAAUUGUGUAAAUUUACAGUAAGUACAGGUGACACCCUGCUAAAUUCUCUUAAUCUUCAUCUGUGUAAUCCAUGUUCAACGCUGUAAAAGCCCACAGCCACAUGCGAUAUGAAUGAACUUUGCUAACAGUGUUCAUGUGAGUCAACUCAAGGAUGUGUUUGCAUGCAUGAGCUUUACGCCGUAUUUAUUCCUAUCCAGAAGGUCAGGAGGUUUCUUUUCACUCCAGUGUGACAGAAGUUUAACAUGACCGUUUUUUUUCGCCUUCUGACCACUCGGGCUCUGUUUUUGGCAGGAUGGCGUUGGACGGGAUCCGGAUGCCCGAUGGCUGUUACGCCGACGGGACGUGGGAACUGAAGAUGCAUGUCACUGACCUCCACAGGGACGUGUCGCUGAGGGUCACUGGAGAGAUCCACAUUGGAGGAGUCAUGCUCAAACUGGUGGAGAAACUAGGUAUGUAUGCGUGCAUGCUGCUGUUGUCUGCAGAGGAGUUUGGAUCAGCUUAUCUGAUGUGUAAUACACAGACAUUAGCAGCUCUUUAAUGAUGAUUUGACUCAUGAUUGACAGAGAAACAGCAGGGAUUGUGCAGGUUGGAUUUGCAUCAUGAAAUCUCUCUCAAACCUAACUUCUGGACCAUCCUGCUGAAGCUGCGUGUGUGUCAAGGCUGACUUCUUCUUAUCUGUCUGUAAAAGUCAGGCAAUAAAUACCUCCUUUUUUUUUCUUCAAAGUUGUUACCGCUCUGAGAAGUGAGAUUUCACUAUGUUUACACAUGACUUUGAUAUGUAAACUUUCUUUAGACUGGCCAAAGAACCAGAACCCACAUUUGUCAAGUCUAGGUACUCAAAAAGCUGCUUUCUGUGAGGAAUAUUUUGAGGAAUUGAGAAAGGAAAUGUAUCUGUCUUUGACUUUAGUUGCAUGAAACACGCUCAAAGUCCUCUUUCAGUUUUGCAGACAUGCAGGGGUUAAUAUCCUUCUUUGUUACCCUGCGGUGUAUAUGGGUCAGUAACCCAAGGUAUAGAGAAACCAUACACAGUGGCCCCCUCCCCCCUCUGUAUUAUCCACUGUUCUAUUCCUACAGUUGCGUACUUGACAAGUUUGGGUGCGAGGAAGAAUAAGAGUCCUCUGUUCCAGCCGCUCGAACACUGCCCUGCUUCAUGGAGGCUGCUGGAGAAAGUUCAGUGGUCGUGGCACUGUGAUUUGGGAGUGACAGUGUGUUGUGUGUCGAUGGUGCUUGAAUGUUCGGCAUUCCUGCAGCGCUCCAAGGUUUUAUUCCCUACCCAUGGUCCUGUUUUUAGCUCUCCUGUUGGAGCUCCACAUAAUUGAGGUCUUUGUUCUCCGUGGUCGCCUGUGCUGCUGUGCAGCAUCCAUGCUUAGGGAGUGCAGAGCUGCUGCCGCGUGUUUGACGACAUGGAGUCCUUGGUACUCCCACCCAGAUUACUCCUCUCAAGACCGGGCCUUAUUCAUUGUUUGGGUUGGGUUUGUGCUUUUUGUGCAGAUCUGUUUGAAGGGCAUGGCUUUUCUUCUCAUUUUUGGUCAGCAGUUCAGAAUAUAUGAGGUUUUGCGAUGUUAUAAUUGUAUGACAGAUUAUAUAUUGUUGAAAAUGUGUGGUCAAUAUAUGUAUUUUUGAAUCAAGAUGAAGUAGAACAUACAAUCAUAGUAGGAUGUGAUGGUUUUUAUGGUUCUUAAGGAUGAAGCUGAUCUGCUCACUCCUUUUUUAUCUGCCGAAGAUUCCAGUGGCUUGAGGUUCGUUUUUGUUGUACCAAAGUAAAAAAAACAAAAAAAAGAGGGUGUGCACAUUUGUUUGUGUUACAUUUUUAUCAUGACAGCUUUUUGAAUCUAGCUGUGGUUACUGUUCUUACAGCUCUACUACCAGCACUGUUAUUGCAGUUGAAUGCUUCUAAAGACAAUCGAGGAGCAAAACCUAAGCAGCUUUAUUUAACUUCUCUUUGAGUGUUAGGAUCUAACAUCUCGACUAGUUUCACAAACUGAGCGUGGGGACUUCUUAGUCGACUGCCAUCUCCCUCCAACCCUGAGUCAACAGGUUGUUUUGUAUUGUAAUUAUUAACUUGCACACAACUCGAGUUUUCCACAUGGCCACACACCGCAGGAGAGUAUCCAACAUGAGAUCCAGUUUUUGUGUUUGGAUAUUGUCUUUGUUGUCCAGGCAGUAUAUUUGUUAAUUGGGCAAAGCAGUGAAAUUAGCAAGAAAGUAAGAUCUUGCAGGAUUUGAGUUACAGUGGGGUAACAAACACAGCUAGGUAAGAGUACGUACAGUAAAUAAACCACGUGGGAAUAACCUUCUGGCUCUUUUUUUUAAAAGCUAACCUGCGUUUCCUCAUCUCUCAGUGUCUCAAGCGCUGAAUAUUCUCACUGAACACCUCUGAGGUGCUGUCACAUAUUCACGGCUGGAUUUGCUGAUAGCUUGGAUGUCUUAGUUACACACACACACACACACACACACACACACACACACACACGGUCCUGUGAGGAGCGACACGUAGACACACCAGGGUUUUUUCGACAAAUCUCUAUCUCUGUCUUACUCCCUCCUCUCUCCGUCUUUCAGUCUCUUGUGCUCCAAAUUAAACGACCGUUUUUCGAUUAAGUAAUUGCUUUCAAUGAGGCCUGCAGCGCUCAACAUUUGAAGCACGAUUAAUUCAUGCUGUACUUUGAGUGUCGAAUUUGCAGAGGUCAGCUAACUUCUCCUCAAUGGCCGGCGUUCUCAUUAGUAGUAUUUAUGCAUGUGCUCCUACACGUGAUUGUGGGUAGUCCGGUGGUAACGGUGGGUGUGCCUCGUCCACAUGCAUCCUGCCUCCAUCUUUCAAACUCUUCCUGUGAGCUCGCUGCAGCUCUCCCCCGUCUACGUUUGCAGGCUCGGGCGGCCUUCGAUAAUGGAUUAAAUAGACAAAUGCCAGGAAGGCACUCAGCUAUUGAUCACAGUAGCAAACUCUGCUUCCAUUUCCCCUUCAACCUUCCAGCAGAGCAGUAUUUAAAGCCAGCUGAUUGACCACCCUCUGGUCUCUGGCUCCUGUAAUCCUUUCAUCUUACUGAUGCUAACCAUCAUUUAGGCUCUCUCUGAUAUUGUUGAUGUUUUUCCAAAGAGUGCAGCCCUCCCCCCUCUAAGAGCUGAUAUUGUACCAUUCAGGAGAUGUUGCACAAACAACAUUAGCUGACGGAAGUUUAUGGAUUGAAAGAGAUUGCGCCCAAGUUAAGAAGCUUUUAGGUCGAGUGUAGAGUGUAGAUCUUGAGGCCAUGAGUGAAUUUUUUCAUGCGAUUAUUUCGGACGUCAGUAUUUUGUUUUCAAACCCGUAUCCUGUCUAUACAAGCGUGCACAUCAGCAACGUUUACUGUCCUGCGAUAUUGCUACAUUUAUUUUUUGGGAUCAUGGUCAAUUUUUCUAAAGUUUCGCAUACUGUGUGUCCACUUUUGACCAAUCAGAUUGCGUGUUGUUGCGAUGUCAGAUUCACCGGUAUAUUCAACAUAUCCAACAUAUCCAACAGGCUGAUUGUUUACGUGUCGGAGAACAGAGUGCAUUUUGAUAAAAGACACAAACAUUACAAAGAUAUCGACCUGAAGGACAACUUGUGGAGAGUCAUAGCGUCGGAUCUCUCAUAUGACGAUGUUUUGUGUGCUUUAACAGUUUGCUAAACAUCUUCAUCUGUGCUAACUAAAGCUAACGGUUGUUACCAUAGUUUCAUGUGCUUAUCUGGUACUUGCCCCGACUCAGUAUUUGCUAUCAUGACAGAAAACCAUCUCAACACUAGUGUCUAAUCAGAACUGAAAACAAUCAGCGUUCUCUUCUUUUUUGUAAUAUUGGAUGCACCCAUGUGCUGCGUUUCUUUUCCUUUUGAGAAAGCAAAAUGAGUACCAAUUCCAAAAGUACCAAGUAGACUCCAUUUUUGUCUUCUCACUUCCAGACGGGACGCUGGUUGUUGAGGGAAAGUGCUGACCAUUUGGCUUGAGCGUGUAACGACGAUUCCAGCUUUUCUAGCCAAUCAGAGGCGAAGGAGGCGGGACUUUCCCCUGGAAAAGUCUUCCCCGGGACGCGUCUUUUUCCCCCCCGUAAAGUCGCAAAAUCGCAUCGGGCUUGAUGUGUAUAGUCAGGCGCGUCAAGAUUCGCCCUUGAAUAUUUCGUGAUUUUGCAUUCUAUAUAUGCGUGUCAGCCCUGGUGUUUAAGGACCUUCUGGCAUAUACACUCAAAUCAUCCCAUCAAAUACUUCAUUCAGAUCAUGUUUUAUCAAAUUAGUUCUCAGAAAAAAAGGUUCUGGUACAUUUUACUGAAGCAAAAAUGUGAUUUUCUGUUCAUGUUUACAAUCCCUUACUGUAGUGAACAGCUGACUCUGCAUCUUUAUAGUGGAUUACUAGUUUUACUGGUGUCAAAAUGACUCAGUUUAAGGUGAAAAUGUCAUCUUUUUGUUACAGGAGUUUAGUGGAGUAUCUACUAACAUACUAGUUAGACUCCUCCCCAAACAGACAGAUGAGGGGAGAGGGGCUGAACAGAGUGGAAAAGGGAGGUGUGUGGAGUGAGUUAGUCUUCCCCCCUCAUCAUGACGUUAGCCACGCUGCUAGAAUUCCAUAAAAGUCUUCGAUGGAGCAGGAAAUGACUCCCAGCGUUUGGCAUGUUGUUCUCUGGUCACUGCCGUCAUUGCUGGAUUCUCGGCUGCCUGCUUCAUCCACCUCCCUCUUUUCCGUUCUCCCUCCUUUUGCUCUUUAAACACAAGUUUGUGGUUUAAUAUUUCGUCUCUAUUUUAGGUCUCAGCAGUCAUAUCUCCUGGUUUGACUCCCCCAGACACGCAGCAAGGCUUAAUAAUCAACAGAAAAUCGUGAAAGUACACAUUGUCCACCUUCUCCUCGGUUCUGACCCACGAUCUUGUACUCUGAAAUGUUCCAUAAAUAGAACUUGAACAAACUAAUUGGCCUUGUGUGAUUUUGAUUGUUCAUGGUUUCCAAUGAGGGGGCCUGCAGUUUUUUGGCCGGCCCAGUAAACCGCAGAGAAGUUUCCCCUGCAAGUCAGAGAAAAUGUGUGUUUUGUAUUUGAGAUGACCUACAUAUUGAAAUUGCAAGCUUUUCGACAGAUGUCAUCAUCUCCCAUUGGUUUCAGUUUUGUUCAAGCGAAGAAUGUAGGAAAUGUUUCCCCACUUCUGCUCCUCCUUUUAGAGAAACCGAACAGCAAUCAUUAGUCAUUUCUCUAGUAUUCAGACGCAGGAGUGACUUUAAUGAUUUCUUUUGUAUUUUUGACGUCAUGUUACAGUUUCAAAGUCCUUCUUGUGGUGCCAAAAAUCUGUCCGCUGACCACAAGGCAGAUGACUUCAGUUUGACAAUGGAGUGCAGGUUUCAUUAGGAAACAGACGUGAUUUAACACAGGAUGCUGAACUUCCUCCAGGCUCUUUUUGUGCGCCCUCUCCCUAGUGCCUUCCUUGCGUUCCCGCCUUCCUGCCCUCUCUGUGUCCCUUCACCGAGGAAGAGCGUGGGUUCUAAGUCCCUCCCUGCAGAUAGUGAGAUGAAGAGCAGAGAUUAUUCGGUCAUAAUUGUCCUGAUAAUGAGAGCUGUGAACUUUCACAUCUCCACCAUCAGUAGCCUACCCAAGGACAAGAAGAAGUUUUAUUUGAUAUAGAUGGCUCGCUCUUGUUUUUGCUCACAUAUAUCAUCAUGAGUCUUAACUGAGGAGCCAUCCUAAAUUUAUCUCGCAUUAAAAAGUGAGAAACAGCCCCUGUGAUCGUCCUGCUUGCUAAUCUCUCUGACAGGAAGUAGUUAGCGUAAGUAGCGGUCCUGCCCAGGCCAGAGCUUUCCUGUUUCACUUGCGAGAUGCUGCAGUGAUUGUGCCUGCAUAGAUGCCUGCAUGCACAAGUUGGGAUUUAAGAGUUGAUUUUGACCGCUAACACAUGUAGACCUUUUUCUAGGCCUGGGCGUUCUGGCAAAAAAAAUGAUCACAAUAUAUUUUGUUUUAUCGUCCGAUCUCGAUUAUUAUCAUGAUUUUUUUAACUGCCUGUUUUAAAGCAUCUGUACUAAAAACUAAAGAAACUAGAGAUUAGUUCAACAUUUUAUUAACAUACAAAGUAAAUAACAAAGCAAAUUGAAUAAGAUUAACUUAGAAAAAUAUAUGAAAAAAACAUUUUAACUCAACAGUACAACAAAUGUAGAUAAAUACUAGAUAAUACAGUGAAUUAGUUUGCAGUCGUGAGUGUUUUUUCAGGUAUGCAAGACCCAAAAUAAACGAAUCGCCCCCUCAGAGAUAAUAGAGACACCUUAAAAUGUAAACAUUAGAUGAUGUAAACGUAAAUGAUAUGAUUAAUCGCUGCCUAGGUCUGGUGGCUGCAUUGCUAGUUGUGGCUAAACUUCUAAUGCUACUCGUGCCGUCAGCAGUAGCAGGUUGUACAGACUCCACUUGCAUUUUCAUGCUUUCCGCAUAAUCAUUGGGGAGGUACCUCUUCGAAUGAUUAAACAGAUUUGAUGUGUUGCCGGUUUUUGAGAGCACCAAUCGCCGACAUACCUUACACAUCAACUUAAUUACUCUACGUCACUUUGUAAAUACUCGAACCACCGCCACACAACCGACGUUGAAUAACUUCUCAACACUAACAUCUUCGGAGGAUGACUCAAAGUCACGGUUGACAACUAUCUUGCUGCCCUCAGCUCCACGUUUAGCUCCACGUUCGGUCAUUCUGUUUACUUCUCCAGUAACUUACAGAAGUGGGCAGGAAAAGCUCGACUCUGAUUGGCUGUUGUGACGUACAUUUCCACCAUGUUUGAUCACACAAAUAUGCUCUCAGCUGAUCACCGUGAUCGAACUGAAAUUUAUCACGAUCAUCGAUCACGAUCAUAUAACCGCCCAGUCCUACCUUUUUCUAUUCUGUUUGGCCGUCCAUAGAAAAGGUUUAAUGACGAGUUUGUCUCAGUAUCACAUGAGCGAAACUAGAAAUCUGUGCCACUAAACUGAACAAAACCUGAUUGAUGCAGGUAGUUUGGAUGAAGAGUCGUGUCAGAGGAGCAACAGUCAGCCGGUUGGUUGUUUACUGCUAAACUGGAUGUGAGACAAGUAUGUGUAUUUGAUUUAAAGCACAACAUAAUCCAAUCGCCUUAAUUGAAAUGCCCCUUUUUUCCGUCUUGACCAUUACCAUGGAGGGGCGGCCGUGCUUGUUAAGGAUGAUUUAAUUACUCCUGUUUGGCAUCUUAAACAUGCAGCACAGCCGACUUUCAUGUCUCCUCUGGGAAAUGUGAAGCUUGUUGCUUUUUGUCCCUCUCGCCUUCCUGUAGUUGCAUGGCAGCGCAGUAGUAGCAGGAAAUGUUGGAGCAGCAGCACAUUGUUGUCGUAACACCACACACCUGCGGGUCAAUGGAGUAAGCUGAUAUGGAGUUUUUUUGUGUAAAGGUUCUCAGCCCACAUUUCAUUCAUUUAAAGUCGUCCCCACCUCUCCGUCUGCCCCCUGUGUGCAACCUUUUAGAGAGCACAGAGGGAAAUAGAGAGGUGUUGGAUUCCACCACCAAGGAGUGAGGCAAAAUGAGGGCAAUAACUCCAUCGCCCAGGUAUAUUUUCAGUGUAAAUUAGUCCCUAUAAAUUGGAUUUAUAUCCAGAAGUAUAUCGUGUGUAUGAAACCAACAUACAAGUCAUUUAGAAGUUUAACUUUUCCAUCCAAGUCCGCCUCCUGGUCCUAGAGAAACGCAGCCCAAAGCCUGGGGGGCGAUUGAGGCAUCAGCGCGUCGGCUUAUCGCACUCCUGAGUGGAGAUCUGGCAGGAAGCACGCAUGGAUAGAAGCGCAGAUGGAUGUUGUCUAUCUAUCUGCACCAUUGAUCUUAGUCCAGGAGUUUCUUUGUAAUAUCAUUAUUCCACCGGGUCCUGAGCUCUUAAUUGUAUCAAGCUGUGUCGGGGUGGAGCGGGAGUACCCCUGAUGUUUUGCUUUGUUUUGAAAAUGACACAAAUGGAAACAAACUAUCCGUCUCUAAGGAGGCUUCCUCUAAAAGCCCUCUUGUCCUCUCCUAAUGCAUCCAAGAACGCACUGUGUCUCGAUCUUCUUACUACAACAGGCUGCCAGGAUGCUUCUUAAUUUCCUGUUAAGAUUUCAAACUCACUCCACGCUGAGGUAAUGUCCUUUUUGUCUGUCUUGAGCCCGGCUCUGACGCCCACAUUUCACCUACGGACUCAUGUUUUGGUAAAACCUCUCUCUAAGCUGUGAUAGUGUUUGAUCUUAGAGGGAAUGUAUGAAUCUUUGAAGCCUAUAGAAAGAUAAGCAGAGUCGUUGAAAGCUAAAAACGAGCUGGACUUGGACUCGGUCAGUGUGAAUGUAAAGAAAGAGUUGUGUCAGUAUAACACUGACUUGGAUCAAUACCUGUCAAGAGUCUCCUGACUCCUGUUGGGCCUGCCUUGACCUUAAUAGCUCUCCUUCUUAAGUGGGCUGUGUAUCACUGACACGGGUACGACCUUGAUGAACCUUUGUUCCUUUUCUUAAAAGCUUUUAAGGCAACACUAAGAAUCCCUUUGUCUGAAUGAUUUGUCGGGUGACUUUGAGAGCCUGAAAAUGUUUAGAUGAAAGCAGUGUUUUGCAUAAUUAAUGAGCUGCUGUGAUUGGUCAUUGGCAGAGAGCCUAGCCGGUGUUUAAUAACUAUCUAAAAUAAGCUCAACUAAUUACCGUAUUUUUUGCACUAUAAGGAGCACUUAAAAUCCUUUUGGCUUGUCGGAGCACUGCAGCUACCGUAGCCUCACGGAGUUAUUGAAUGCGUUAAAUUAAGUUAUCUGACUGUUUUGUUUGGCUUAAUGUGCUUUAUAAUCCGGUGCGCCUUUUAAAGUGCGAAAAAUACGGUACAUCAGUUGUGUUUGCCAAAGAUGAGCUUCAACCUGUCAGCUGUGGUAGGAAGUAUUAUGUUGAGAAACAGCAAAAAGGCUAUUUGUAGUGCUUGUGAGGUAGGGCUGGGACGGUAUGCUUUUCUUCCGAUUCGAUUCUUCUACGAUUUUUUUGGAUGCCGAUUUGAUUUAAAUUGCGAUUUUACGAUAUUGUCGGUUUUCGCGAUUUUUAGUCUGCAUUUUCAACACCAGUGAAACAGUUGAAUGAUUAUGAUUGUAGACUGACUACUCCAGGAACCAUAUUUCCCCAAGAAAUACACAUCACAUGUAAGUCAGUUUUUAAGAUUUAGUCUUAAACUUAAAGAUAUACAUAAAAAUCAGUUUAAGAAUUCUAAAACAAAAAAUCGCGAUACCUAUGUGAAUCGAUUUUUUUUCUCCCACCCCUUUUGUGAAGCAUAGGUGAUGUGGCACAGACGAUAAGUGUGACCUAUUCAUUGAAGGUAAUCUGUUGAUCAAUUUUACAGGCCAAGGAACCAGUCUAUCUGCUCCUCUCUUACCUCUUAUGUCACUGACUGUCUUAUGCUUUGUCCUCAGAGUAGCCCAGGGUUUUGUGCAUCAUUCGUAUCACGUCAAUCUUCCGUCUUGACCACGUGUGACUCACUAUCUCCUGUCUAUCAUGCACAUACUGUCAUCACCUGUCCCUAUCAGCCUCAUUGUACACAUGUUAGAUAUCUGAUCUCGACACUAUCUCCCCCGACUACACACGCAAGGGAAGUCCUAAAGGCCUUUUUACAGUAGAUCUAAUUUAAGCUUGACGCUUCCUCUAUCUUUGCUUGUCAAUAUUGACCUUCAGCCUGUUGCAGGUGAGGAGUAUACUUCGGAAAGAGAAAGGGGACAUAAUGUGUAUGCGCGCAUGAGACUAACACCGACAAACCUGCAGCUUUCCUUGUUAUGAAUCAAAACAAGUUGUUGCCUCGCACCACUGCCCCUGCGGCGUCAGCUGCUAGUCACCAAGGAAACGACAUGACCAGCCUCACCCAGCUAUGUUUUUAUCAGCGGAUGCCUCAAAAUGACAAAGCCCUGUGCUGAACGGCCUUGGCUUAGACUGGUAGAAAACAGUGUGGCUCUGAGAGCUUAUGAAGAACACUGUCAGAGGAAAAACCUCUCUUUACAAACACAGACACGAAGCCUUGACUUGUGAACGAGUUCGGUUAUAAAACACCUCCAUCAGAGAUGCUGCAGAUGAGCCAGAUUUUUGCAGCAGGCGUCAGCUGACUGUUGCUUUGCUGGUUAAAGACAAUUAAGUGUGAGUCAUCGAGGGCACAUCCAACUGCAAAGUCUUUAUUUGUCAGGCCUAAAUGUCCAGUCAAAGGACAGAACUCUGAUCUGCAGCCUUUAAGGGCUAAAAUGUUUCUCUUAUUUAACCUGUCAUCUUUAGACACUUGCUGUCUUAUUCUCUCACUCAUAAGUGAUCAUGUAAUUUGACUUAAUUAAACAUAACCAUUUCCUGCACAGUGAGGUUGUAUCAUAAGAAAAAAGAGGGGUAUUUUUAUUCAUAAAACAAAAAUCGUGGAUGCGUUGUAAUUUAGUCCAGUAGGAUUGCAUUUAGACUUUCUUCUUCCUUCCCCCCGUCAGAGCUCCUCCCUUGUCCCCUGCUCAUCCCUCCUUGUCCCUCCUUUACUUUCUCAUCCUCCCCUCUGUCCUGUCCCCUUCCCCCCCUCGCAGACAGGCCUCCAUAAACAUCGCAGCCUCCUAAUGUAAACACCAAAGACAUUCUGACUUGAAGGGGAGGGAUGGAGAGAGCAAAGACUGAUGGGAGGACAGAGAAGGAGGGACAAAUCAGUUUCCAUGAUCGUCCCAGUGAAAGCCCCGCAGACCUUGUGUACUUUUGUGUUAUAUUCUGUCGAGCAGAAGUUCACAAAAGCAGCAUUUCAUACUUUAGUAUCUGGGGAAGUGGUCUCGGCGGUGUCAUAGUGAUGGCGGUGAAUGAGGAUAAUUCUAUUUGACAGAGUUUAUACAUUAAUUUGUCUCGUUAAAGCGCGCACACGUACAACACACACCAGGCUAAUGUAGUUAAUGGAUGGGUAAGAACACCCUGCCUUCUGCACAUCCCCAAACCAGCACACACAUACACACACACCCCAUCUCUGUAUCAUCUUUCAUGUCCUGCAAAGGUCAUAAAACAUGCUUUUCCCAUUCUGUCUCUCCUCCCCUUGUCUUUCAAGCCCCCUCUUGUUUGCACACACACACACACACUCACACACCCCCACACAUAUCACUCCACUGCGGGGCUGUGGGUCCACAUUUAAUGCACCCAAUUACUUAGGCCCUCGCUCCUCUGGCUGCUGCAUUACGUCAGGCUUGGCAGGCUGUAUUUUUAGCUUGGAGAUGCCAUUGGCCCUUUCUCCCUCCCUCUCCGUGGAUUGAGUUACCACCCUGUUGCUGAAAGAACCCAAUGGACGCCCACCCGAGCCGCCCUCGUCCAAUCGCAACUCAUCGAACCACCGCGUAACGACAAAAGCAAGGGAAGGGAAGGAGAGAGCAUGUCCAUUAAGGUUUUGAUGGUGGGCGGCGACUAAAAAAUAGUGGUGCAGGGGGCCGUCGGAGCAUAUUGAGCAACCAGGACGUUCGUUCAGACUGCAUGGUGGUCAUGCAUGCCGAGUAUGAGGACGUUUCUACAGAUUGUGGUCUGAGGUGAAGACCUGGGAGCCAAACCUAAAUGCUAGCUCUUCUAAAUUUCUCCCAGACACAAGAAAUUACAAGGUUUUAAGAGGAAAAUCUGUGUGCAGAGUUAUGAAAAUACACACAGGUUUAUUUUCAAUUUUCCUCUCCCUGCUCCCUCUCAUUAUUUCUGCCGUUAAUCGCAGCCGUGCUCCUCAGGGAGCAGUUUCUCAGAAAGUAGCCAUGAAGUUGCGAUGGGCACAGCUGAGGCAUCAGAGUGAAGCGUUGACAGCCGGACCCCAUGCUGCUAGAGAAGCCCACAGAGGGUCCCAGAAAGAAAUCCUGGAAUGUUUUCACUUGGGUACCAAGUGUUUCCCCCCGGAGUAAACAGUAUAAAACCAAACAGCUUGACAAACAACCCCCUCCCCCAAAUCAAUUCAGGCCGUCCCAAGCUUUCCCAUUGAGACGCUGGUGGCCUUGUCUUCUGAAACUUUCCCCCCAGAUCCAAAUCUCCAGCGUAAUCUCUUCCUCAUUCCUCCAGUUUGCUUUCCUCACAUCACAGCAGUCUUGUUUCCUGGUCCUGAGCCGUUGUUUCACCCACUCGUCCGCUAAUCCCGCUCAUCCAGCUCUUAGAUUGAGAUCAGCAGGAGAGGGUCGACAAUGCAAACGGGUGCCCCUGUGUAAAGUUAAGGUCAGGGGAAACAAUAGCGGCACAUGGAAGCAGAAGGCCACUCAAGGUUUAGGUUACCAUGGCACCAAGCUGUUUGACAGAUGGAGAGGGUCAACGCAGGAAAACACGCGAGAUAGUUGAGCAAUAGUGACGUGCGUGUUGUGGAAAAUUUCAGACCGCAAUGAUUUAAAGUUUUGCAUACUCGACUGUUGUUCAGAUGCUCUAAAAGCCACUUAAUUAUGGAGUCAGUUUUUCCAUUAGGAGCUGUGGUUUACUUUAAUAGAUUGUUCUAAAACCCUGUUGUAAUCAUUUGUACCAACCUUGAAAAAAAACAGAUGAUGCAUUUUUUUAAUCAGGGUCAUAUGCAGCUUGUCCUGAUUCAUCUUGCAAAGACUAUUACUGAUUGAUUUGUAGGUGGAUUGUAGGGGUUUUUAAAAGGGGUGGGAGAAAAAGUUGUUACAGCAUAAAAUCCUGAUAUUUUGUCUGGUGAUAUAUUGUAUCGUCUUAUUUACCAAGUAUCGAUUUUUCAAAUUAAUUGCUUAUAUGAAGUCAAAUCUAGGAUAAUGGAAAAAUAAAAUCAACUGUUUGUACAGUGAGGUUGGCAGAGGUGACAUCAUAGAGCAGAAGAAAGUUAAUGCAACGAAUAUAUCUAAGGUUUGCAAAAUGUGCUACAUAAAGGCAAAAUACUGUGUAUAUAAGUCAGUGGAAAGACCAAUGCGAAAUUGGCUAAACAGUUAAAAGAAAAUGUUUAAAUCGCAAUAUAUUGUAUCGCAAUAUUCACUGUAUUGCAAAUUGUUAAAAAUCGCAAUAACAUUGUAUCAUGGUUCAAGUAUCGUGAUAAUAUCAUAUCGCGUCCCAAGUAUUGUGAUAAUAUCGUGUCAUGUCCCAAGUAUUGUGAUAAUAUUGUAUCGUGUCCCAAGUAUCGUGAUAAUAUCAUAUCGUGUCCCAAGUAUCGUGAUAAUAUCAUAUCGUGUCCCAAGUAUUGUGAUAAUAUCAUGUCAUGUCCCAAGUAUCAUGAUAAUAUUGUAUCGUGAUAAUAUCGUACCGUGUCCCAAGUAUCGUGAUAAUAUCAUAUGGUGUCCCAAGUAUCGUGAUAACAUCGUAUUAUGGAGCCACUAGUGAUUCCCACCCCUAGUUUUUAACAGUCUCUCUGUCUGGUAAUCAAGAAAUAAGUGAUGUAAAUCUCUCAAGGAAAAGUUUAGUUGAGGUAAAAACAAGUUUAUUGGAGUUCAUUUCACUGAAGUUUACUCACUGUUGUUAAACUUUCCUUAUAAAUCAUUCCAACAAAAUGUACUACCUGUUCUCUGCGUUCUAGUGUGUUCAAUAAUGAGGUCAUGACUCGGCUUUUCUUGGCAACACUUUCUUCCACAUCUGGACAUUCGCCUCAGUUUAGACCCUUUUAGCAGACACAACAGUAAAUAUGUCGAACCAGCUCGGGUGCUUUUGAUUCCAGGAUGACUUAGCAGACUUUCUGCGGUGUCUGGACGCAGUGACUCUUAAGAGGAGAGAGGGGGAGAGAGAGAGAGAGAGAGAGAGACAGAAGAUAGGCUGGAGAAGUGAUGAUGGGGUGUGUGGGUGGAGGAAAUGAGACACCACUUCGGGAAGUGCCUUCCUGGACUAAUGCCGGGGUAAUGACAUCACUGCUUAGGGGGACAUCUGAAAGUAUAAUAGACUCAAACUAUGAACUCUAUCACAGUAUCGUAUUUACACUGUCGGGAGCAUAAGCACAAAAACAACAUUCUUAACUCCCUUAAAAGUGAGGAGACCCAGAUUCUUUUGUCAGCUGGUGUUUUUAAAGUUGACCUGCUUUAAUCUUUCAAGUAUUUUGUGAGACAUUCCUGUCAAGGUGAUAAACAGAUAAGAAAUGUCCUGAAAUUAUUUUUCAUUCUCUUUUCGAAUACUUGAGAUGAACAGCGGCUCCAGCUCCAUCCCCGUGCGGCCUGUACAGAAAUUAGACCAAGGUGAUCCACAAAGAGCUGCUUUGAGUUCCCUCAAAUCCCUGCGGUUUUUCACCUUCCCCUUGAAGUCAGACACAAACAGCAUGAGACCUCAGGUUGGUCCCCAUUGUGCUGAACCCCUCGCCAAGAGAAAGCUCGGGAGCCAGGAGGGGUUUUGGCCGGCUUGUGUGUGCUUUAGAGGGAUCACAGUGCGACUUGGGAACAAAGAGGGAGGUAUGAACCUGAUAUCCCUGCAGUGUCACACAAACAGCCACGUCUUUCACACACUCAGCUGUCUCCUCCCUCUCACUCUGACUUCACCGCCCCCAUGCAAUCCUUUUCUUUGCCCCACUCUCACCUCAAAUGUGACCUCUGCCCCUGGGGGACAGAUUUGGUGAGCUCAGGUUAGUACAGUGUGAUUGAUACAGGCUGAACCCUCUGGUUACGCUCAUAUUUUGUGAACUGUGUUUUGCUUUUGAACAUGGUCUGGUCCUCUCCAAGGUUUCUGCCGGUUAAAAGGAAGUUUUCUCACCACUGUCGCUCAUGUUGGAUGACAUAGGUCAAAUCUGUCCCAUCUUAAGGUUGGGUCUUGGUAAUUCAUCAAACAAUGAGCGUGGUCUAGACCUGCUCUUUUUUUUUGGAAAGCAUCUUUCUGUUGUGAUUUUGCGCAAAAUAUAAAUAAAAGUUGAUUGAGAGGAGAUUUAGAAACACACACCUCUCAGAUUUUUGCUAAAACUCAUCUUUUGUCUCUUUAUUCCUCUCUGUAGAUGUAAAGAAGGACUGGUCGGACCACGCUUUGUGGUGGGAGAAGAAGAAGACAUGGCUGCUGAAAACCCACUGGACGUUGGACAAGUACGGCAUCCAAGCCGACGCCAGGCUGCUUUUCACUCCCCAGCACAAGCUCCUGCGCCUCCAGCUGCCCAACAUGAAGCACAUGAAGGUCAAAGUUAACUUCUCAGACCGCGUCUUCAAGGCCGUGUCUGACAUCUGCAAAACUUUCAGUAAGUGGAGUGAUUCAUUCGCUCGAUUAGCAGCGUUGGCGAGAAAACAGGAGAUAAAGUGUGACAGAUUGGCAAAAAAUUUCAGUACAAGGAAUCAGAGUUUACAAUAUUCCUUUAAAGGCUUUUUCUGGAUUUAUUACUGAAAUGUUCUCCAUCAAAGUCAGUGAAUCAUGUACUCCCUCUCACUUUGUUUUGAUCCCUGGUAAUUUGUUGUGUUUAUCAAACAUACACUGAGCUCUGCACGUCUCCUCUUCUGUUCUAAGUUGUGUCCUUGAAACCUGGGCUCCAUUGGUUUCACAGGAAUGUUUAGUAAACAGGGAUUAUCAAUCUGGCUCGCACCAGAAUCUUCCAGUAAUCUGAAUGUAACAGUCCCCCACGGUGUGACACAGACACACUAUCAAUAUCUUCCACCAGUGGCACCACCAUGUCCACCAAGAGGUCACAGAGUGGACCCCUGUGGCCUCUGACCUGCUAACGCCCACUUUUCCUCGCCUCAGACCUUGCCCUUUGCCCCCCCCGCCUCUCAGUCACUGUCUCCUGUGGGGUUUGCAGGUUUUGCAGGGGCCUUGACAAAUAUAAGUCCCAUCCAUAAGACGGUCUCAUAGCACACCUGUUGUGUCAUUUUUAAUGGACUGUGCGUUUAGCAGGGCGGAUCAAGAGCUCCAGCAGUAGCUCUAAUGAUUUUAUCGACCUCUGGAAACAGUCCACCUCUUUUGAGUUUUGCAGCAUAGCGAAUCAGCGUAACAAAAAGCACAUUUUGUUGAGGUAAAUAUAUUAAGAUGCUGUUUUUUAAAGCUCAGGCAGGAGACGUGGAGGAGCAGGGCUGUAGUUUUCCUCUCAGCCUUGUUAGGAAUGUGUCUGCUGCCUCUCUGUAAUAAAUCUGUUUUCUCUUCAGACAAAUUCAGGACAAAUUGCUUUUGGCUGACAUUGCCUCUGCAAGGAUAUUGUGAGAUGUAGCACAGUAGCUCGAACAGACUCCUCAGUAUGAUGCGCUCUAAUUCACAACAGGAAAGAUUGGAAAGCUAUUUUCUUUUUACAGUGAUUAGGUUUGGAGGCAGUUUUAUCUUAAAUAUCAGGGGCGGGUUUUACAGUUUGAUGUGCUUGUUUUAUUCUGGAUCCCUGUGACAGACAGAGAGGCUUGUCCAGCUGGCCUGAGCUCUGGACAGCAGACAGGGUGGGACAGAGAUACUGGAAGAUUGAUAGUGGAAAUCAGUGAUUUUUUUGUUUCCUGUAAUGAACAGAUCACCAGUGGCUCCCGUUCUUUUCUUUCCUUUUUUUUUCUUAACUUGUUUGGAGGGUAUUUUUGCUCUGGCGUGUCCGGUCAAUUGGUUUCACAGAAGCUAUUUCCUGCUCCAAAACAAGUUCCCAAUUCAGCCCUCUAGUGAAGCAUUAGGGAGUUUUAACCUCACCCUCUCUGCAGUUUAUUUGUCUUAUCACGUAGAAAAAUGAGGCCAUGCUUUCAACAUCGUGUCUUUUAAUAUUUACUUGAACUUGCAGUGUAUUCCCGUCUUUAACCUUCUUCCUAGUCUGAAACUCUCACAGUAAGUGUCCCUUAUAGUGGAAAAGCAUAGAAAAUCAGCAUAACACUCAAUGUUAUGAGUAUAAAAUGAAUUAUCACAGCUGUAUUCCUCCCAUGUCCAUGACAGCUGUGUCCUGACACAGACACCGUCCACCUGGUCCGUCUGGGAAUGGCGAGGACUCAGCUAAAAGUUGAUGUACCCUCUUACAUGGAAAUCACUCAUGUUUCGACCUCUGGUUCCAUUUGGCAGCUCGUACUUCCUGCACUGUCGGGCUCGCUCUGUAUCAAAGCGGAGAGAUUUUCCAUUUUUAGUCGCAAGAUAACAUUCGUGAACCUUGUUGACCAUUUUGAGAAUUCUCAGAAUCAAAAUUCCGACAGCUGAAGGAAGAUUUGGAAACUGUCAAUGCAAAUAGGCUGUGAUAAAUAGUCUUUUUCUUAUUUUUCCUCAUUGAUUAAUAUUAGAAGGAGUACUUUUAAUGUUAAAAAAGUUUUAGCAUCUCGUCGAUAUCAUCAUCUGUUAACUUCUGAUGAAAGGCGAUCGCCCUUGGGAAUGGAUGCCGUCUUUUUCAUAACGCCAGUGUAGCCAGCAGUUACAAAAAUGACUAUAAGCCAAGACUUUCUAUUUUUUAUGCCGCAUGAAUGUCUGCAAUGUAAACUCUGUUAUUUCUUGGACCAUUACAUCCCCCAGCAUGGCGCUCAUUCAUCUGUUUGAAGUACCAGCCGGUCAGAGUUCAACAGUAGACACAUACAUACGCUCUACUUCAGCUUGAUUCAGUGGGAUGAAUUUAAAAACAGUUUACAAGUUUGAGCUCGUGGAAUUAUCAACAUCAUGAUUAAAAUAAGUAAAGAGUUAAAUAUAAGUCAGGUUUGUCCUUUUAGAGGAGGAGAAAUCGGCUUUGAAACGCAUGUUGAACAGAGGUCAGGUCAGACAUGAUGCUUUCCAGGAAGUUGGGAAAUCUCAGCGCUGAUUAGCUUUGGCAACACUUGGUUUGAAAUACGUGAUCAGAAAUGGUUUGUUUGCUACACUUGCAUGAUGAGUAUAAUCUAAUCCAUAUUCAUAUAUAUAUUCACAUACUGAUGAUCAAAACUGUUUGAGGUGUAAACAUCUAAUCCGACAACCAAUGAGCUGAUAAAUCACCGCAGCUCUUCGAUAAAGUUUGGUCUGCACCAUAGAAGAACCGACAACGUUCCCCCCUGACUUCUUUAAAGGUUAAUUUGCUCAGUCAAGAGUCACACUCAAACACAAGCGUGUCCCGUCUAGACAAUCUGGCUUUACUUCCAACACAUUAAACACACACGCUCUCAGACACGCAUACACCUCCUCCUCCUCCUCUUUCCUCUGACAGGAGGCUGUCUAAGCCAGCGGACAAAAUGUACUCCUCACAACUGACUAACACAUGACUGUAGACCUGGAAGCCUGAGGUGGUACAAAAAUUAGACUGCUUCUCUCAGCAAAGCUCCACUUCGCCGUAACAAGAGUCAGGCCGCUCCACUUAAGCACGGUGGGGGUUUUUUUUUCUUUACGCCAUGUGUGAGAAAGCUGACACACUAGAAGAAUUCUCUGGAAAACACAAGAGGCAGCAACAUUUGUGGUAACUUGUUGCGAUUGUCAGCACUGGUUUGAGAGAUUCAGUGUGAGUCGGAUGAAAUGGAUGGGCAGGAAGGGGAAAGGUUGAGUUGGAGGAUGCGUGUGGAAACCGCAGGAUGAGCAUGCAGAAGACCUCCACGUCGGCUGUUAAUGCAGUGGAGUGUUUGGUCCAGUGCUUUGUCCUCAAGAACCUUUUUAGAUUCGCGUGGAGCUGUUGCUUCAUCGUUCUGGUCUAGCGGAUUUACCGCCCACUAACCUGCGGUCUGGUCGACUAGUCCGAGUCUGCAGUCCCUGUUGUCAUAACAAAGGAGGAGUGCAGUGUGACCUAACCCCAGAGUCAUAUAUUAAAGUGCAUUAUCAUCCUCCUGAGUUGGCUUUUAGCACCUUUUUAAUUCUCCAAUUUGAUGGCUGAGGAGAACCAGUGACACUCUCUAAUCAAACCGCUGAGGUCAGCUUUUCAUCUCGAAAAAAUUAGAGCAAAAAUUUAACAAGUGCUCUAUUCCAUCUCGCUAUAAUUGCCAAAUUUUACCUCAACUCUUCUUGUCAUCACAUAAAUUCUAACAAUGUAAAUUACUCACAAUAUGUGGAGUUUCCAAACCAAGCAUGUGAGUAAUUUACUCCUGGUUUUAUUCAGUCUUUCCAGGAAGAAAACCUUGAUUUAUUGCUCUGGAGUAUUGAUCAAUCAGCCAAGCAGCCCAACACUGAGAAUUACGCGGGGGGGGAAGAGAGUGUGGAAUCACUCGUCUUUAAUUCUUUUGUCCAUUUAGGGUCUUAAACUGUUUGUAUGGUAAACUUCAGCGCUGUAAAAUUAGACUCUGACGGUGUUUGUGAUUCUUCUGCGGCUGGCCUUACUCACUGCAGUGAAUCAUGUAUUCCAAGGAGGCGAUCUUGCAAGCCUAGCUGGCUCUCGGUCAACCCCCUCUCCCUCUGGCCUCAGGCCCGGUUACUGCCACAAGUCCGCAGGGUGGAAGACUGGAGUUGUAUUGUCUGAGGUGUCAUUUCUGCCAAUGGAAAUCAACCAAACUUCUCUGUUAAUCAACCAUCACUCACGCUUUUUCCUCCUCCUCCUCCUCCUUCUUCUUCUUCUCCUCCUCCUUCUUCUGACAGCCGCCACAAAUAUGUGGUGAGCGUAGGAGCAGGCUUUCCCACCAGAGCAGGAUCCUUAAAUUCUCACUAUAAACAUACAAUUCAACACUCAAAUGACUAAGUCAGCAGAAAUCGACUGCAGCGCCGGCCUGUAUUUUCCCAUUUUAGGCAGAUUUUGUCAUUUUUAUCUUCGUAUUUUUAAGUAUUCAAAGCUCAGCAGACAUGGGGUCUCCAUCAUGUUAACCACACUUCUCCUCCCUACAUUGGAGUGUUGAAAAAUGCAGGUCUAUUCAUUUAUUAUUUACCUCUCCCACCUAAUAUCCUUGACAGUUUCCAGAUACUUGGGCGUAACCGUUUACAAGUAGUACCUAAAAUCGCCUUUUACUAGAGCUUUUGUGUUGUACUUUUCUCCAAUUUUGGCUUUUUAUUUUACCAACUAUUCCUGAACUUCCAUACAAGCUAAGGGGUAUUCAAAAGCAUCUGAUUUUGCAGUUGUUUGAAUGUAAAUGGAAAUUCUGUCUGACUAGUCUAAAGGUUAAAAACUGAGCACAAUUUAUUUAACACAGCUAAAAUAGGAGAGUUCCCAGAGUCUGCAGGCAAACGGUAUCAUGUUUUUGCAGAGUUAACACCCAUAAGCUGCAUUGUUUCAGCUGGUUAUAGCUAACAUAACAGCCUAGAUACAACUUCACCCCCAUUCUCAAGAUCAAGACACUGCCAAGCAUCUGUCAUGUGAACUUGUUUACAUCCAAGUAGUAAAAAUAAUUUAUGCGGCAUGUUUGAAAUCAGUAGCUAGAGCUUAAACAUGACAUAUUGGUGGGAUUUCAGGCCUAAAGUCAUUAAAGAACAUUUCUGUUACCAACUAGCAAAGAUGACACAUUAAAUACUUUAGCCAACGAAAUGCGCACAUUCCCAGAGAUCACCAAUUUGACAUUGACACCAUUUAAUCGUCUGAUAUUUCUGGUUUCAAAGCUAUUAUAUUGAAAAAGAUAGUCUUACAACACAUCGGACUCACACACUGACUUCAAUUGACUAAAAACUUUAGACUUUUUAUUCAGAGGCUCAACCUUUUACUGGCCUGAUGACGGAGUAGCUAUCAAGAAACAACCUGAGCUGUUUCAUUCCAUCAUUUUCUUUUGGAAUAAAUAAUUUUCAUGGUAACUGAUAGGGGUGGGAGAAAAAAAUCAAUAAUAGCAUGGUAUUGCGAUAUUUUGUCUGGUGAUAUAUGGUAUCGUCUCAUUUACCAAGUAUCGAUUUUUCAAAUUAAUCACUAAUAUGAAGUCAGAUCUAUGAUAAUGGAAAAAUAAAAUCAACAGUUUGUCCAGUGAGGUUGGCAGGGGUGACAUCAUAGAGCAGGAGAAAGUUAGUGCAACAAAUAUAUAAGGUUUGCAAGAUGUGCUACAUGGAAAUAAAAUAAAAUACAGCAUAAAUAAGACAAACAUAAGAAUUACAAAUGUUAAAUUAGCUGAACAGUUGGAAAAAUGAUAUAAAUGGCAGUAUAUUGCAUCACAGUACUCACUGUAGGGCUGGGCGAUAAUGGAAAAAGUUUAUCACAAUAUUUUUUUUUCAUAUCAGUCAAUAUCAAUAUAUAUCACCAUAUAAAAAAUGAAAUUUAACAGUGCUUAUUGGUAGCAUGUCUUUUGCAAUACAAUAAGCUGCUGCAUCUGUGAGGUCUUUGUGUCUCUUCAACAUUUUGUUGUAAGGCGUUGCGCUAGAGAAAGCGGACUGAAUGGUCAGCUGUUUCAGCUGCACAGGUGCCAUGGGCUCUUUGCUCUGCUCGGAGUUUGUUAUCUUUUGCAUUGCACGUGCUCUCUCCGACUAUCAAAAAGAAUAUUAACCAUGUUUUAAAUUGAUAUUGAGGGAAAUUUAUUUUCAAUAUUGUUAUCGUUUUAUCGCCCAGUCUUAACUCACUGUAUUGCAAAAUGUUAAAAAUCGCAAUAGUAUCGUAUCGCGGCCCAAGUAUCGUGAUAAUAUCGUAUCAUGGGGCCGCCAGUGAUUCCCACCCCUAAUAACUGACCUCACAAACAAACCUUUUGUAUAGUUGCAUCAGCUGUUACAACACAACUAGCUUUUUGUACAAAUGAGUAUAAAUGAGGGUGCAUGGAUCGGCAUACCUGCAGAUUUUAAAUCAAGCUUUAUUUUGGCAGUUAUGAGAACAAAUCAUGCAAUCACAAUAUUUUGCCAAGAAGUUAUGUAAGAACUGAUGAUGGUUAGUCAUAGCAGAUAUUUAGAUGUAUGUGAGUCACUCUUCUCUGGCAGAUGUCGGCUAUGGUGAUGAUGAGACUGUAAGAAUAGAAGACUAAAAAAUGACCCCAUAGUAAAGCACAUGCCGCAGCAAUGCCUCACCAGUACACACAGUCCUAUCCAAAGCACACACAGUUUAAAACACACCUCCUGUGUAUGUGUGUGUUGGCCUCCCUGCACAGCUCACCGGGGCUAAAGCUCGGCAGCACGCCUGCAACUCACAUGGCUGUAUAAGGGCACAGGGAUUGUGCUUCAUCGCUGCAGCAGAGCGAGAACGAAAGAGGAGGGUGAGCUCCCAUCUGGUAGUUCUUAAAACUCCUGGAAUGCUUUUGCUUUAGUUACACAAACCAAACAAGCUUUCUCACCAGGCCAAAAAACCUUCUCCCUCCCCCCCUUUUCUACCCGGGCUCUCCUCAACACCCUCAGGAACCUCUUCAAUCAGCCUGAAACACCUUCCAAAUCUUUCAUCUAUAUGUUAGGAGAGAUGAAUAUCACGUAUAAAAACUGAACGCUUUAUCAGCAAAAUGGGCGAGAUAAAUUAGGCUCUCCGUUACAUCUCAUUUCAAAGUUGACGGGGAGUUUUGAAAAGAAAGCCAAUGAUCCAGAUGUGUGCGUUUCGACUUGUGUACUCUUUUCUCAUCCUGUCUCGCUGCUGCGUCAGAUCCAUCCUGAGCUCAUCUUGAAACAUCACUGCUGCUGCUGCUGCUGCUGCUGAGUGAUGGAUCCCUGGCCUCCAAGCCUUAAGGGGAGGAGGGAGGAAGAAGAGAGAGAGAGAGAGAGAGAGAGAGAGAGGCUGAUCUGUUUUAGACAUCAGCUCUGUGUGGUGUCUUUCUGUCUGAUAGGGAACUUGCUCAAACACAGUCGGGGUCCCUUUUUCCCCAUUUUUCCAAUUUCAGAUCACAUUUCUGGUGUUUUUUUUCCCCUUAUUUUUUAAAAUCUAUGACUUAAAUAUUGUGUAUGAGAUAUGAGAGGAGAAGUCAGUGAGGAGGGUAGGAGGGAGAUGAGGUUGUGUCUGCCCCGUCUCAGUCAGGGAUUACAGUUAAAGCAAGAUUUGUUGGGGCCCUGAGAAAAGGGAUUUGCAAUUUUCCACCCCUCAUGCACACAGCUGUCCACCAUCCUUACCCAUCUCCUCAGCCUUUGUUUUUCCUUUUUUGUCCUACUUUUUUUGUUUACACUCAUAUUAAAGGUUCUGCACAUUGUCUGUGUGCUUAGCGAGAGGUUAUGCGGUUUAUUCGAAGCCUGUAGUUGAAACAACACAAAUUACUUUCUGUUUUUAGUGACCGAGCUACUUGUGUGAGGCAAGGUUAUGUUUAUAUGGCAUCACAUGAACUUUACCUCUCUUUCCAUCCAGAUAUCCGCCACCCAGAGGAGCUCUCUCUACUGCGUAAGCCCCGUGAUCCCAAGAAGAAGAAGAAAAAGCUGGAGGAGGCAGAGGAGGAUGAUCUGGAGCUGGAGGGUCCGCUGUUAACCCCUGGAUCAGGUGAGCUGAUGGAGGGGACUAUUUCAUGUGGAUCUAAAAUAAAAACCCUGGCCUUCAGCCGCAGAGAGGAAAAAAAAACACUGGCAGGGAGUUUGAAUAGCGCACUGCAGAUUUUUAACUGAGUUUGAGGAGAACUGGCGUGUCUACUCUGAGGUAAUUGUGGCGUCUCGGGUUCUAUUUUUGCAUCUUAUUGUGAAAAGUUAACAUCUGGUGUCCCCCAAGCAACAGGUUGAAUAGCAGGUUUCACCAGAGCAUCUUCCAUUCUUCUCAAAACCACUCAGAAAAGUCCACAUUACUGCACCCUGCUUCUAGUGACCAAAUAUGAGUGUGUGGAUAUGAGGCCUGCGUUAGAUCUACAGCCUCUGCUCCCAGCUCCUUGGCAGGGUGGACGACGAAUGCUUGAGAUUCCACACAUAGUUGGUCACGCUGCCAUUUUAAACCCAAACCAGGCUACACGACUGCAGUUAUACCGGCCCUCCUCCUCCUCCUCUUCCUCCCUCCUUCUUCUCUUUUCUCCUCCUCCCUCCUGCUGUCAGUGAUGGGAGAGUUACAACCAUGUGAGCAGGGAGGAGCAGAACGAAACAGGCUGCGCUGCUGUCACAAGAGUUAGCAUGAAGCAAAAGUGCUAACAGUGUGAGACAGGGUGAAUGAGGCUCUUUGUGCGCUCGGAGUCUCUCCUCUCCUGGCCUCUGCUGUGUCCCCUGGCUCCUCAGACUCAUCUCAACACACACACACACACACACACUCCCAUGUGAGAUAUAAAUAUGAACAUGAUGUACUUGUAUCUAUACAAAAUGUGGCAACUUUCCAUUUUUUGUGAGUGUGGCGAUCACACCCAGAGUUGCGUCAUUAUAUCCGAUGAGUGCAUCAGCUACACACUGUUUAAAUAGGAAUGUGCAGAAUCUGUUUACAGUCACCACUCUCUCCCUGUGUGUGUGUAACGGAGCGCAAAUACACACCCAUACACACUUGCUUCCUGUGUCCUCCCUAUUAGAUCACACGCCACAGUCAGAGCGUUUUCACCGCCUCUUAUUCUGUCCCUUUGAGAAGGGCGGACCGCUAUGCUCAGGCCCCCUGAGAGGAACCACGAGAUGUUGCGAAGAUGUAGUCGGAAAAACCGCCUUCUCCCCUGCAGCCAGCUGCUUCUGCAGAGUAAACACCAACUUGGAGAUGAGCUGCAGGAGAGUUAGCUACGACUCAGAUUUCACAGAUUGAAGGACAUAAAGAACAUCAAAAGAACAUAAACAAGAAACUUACUUAAUUCCUUUGGUCAUUCAUUGAUUUUUAAAGCAAGAAAUUGCAAAGUCACAUGGAAUAAAACUUCUAAGAUCUGAACGUCAUCAGAUUUGAUGUGUCUUUGUCAAUAUUACAGUAAAUAUCCUACUUUUGGUUAAACAAAUCAAGCAAUUUUUUUAAAAAUUCCCUUAAACUUUAAGAACUUUAGGGGAAUUUAGGAGUUUUCUGAUCGUUUAAAGACUGAACUCAUCAAAAGAUGGGGAAAAAUUGUAUCAUUAGGCCUGUGAUGAUGGUUCUUAGUCACUACAAUGUCUUUUCACAUUGUCCAAAUAUAGCAGCACGGUACAAAUAGCACAGGGACUUUGUAGUUGUCAUGAUGACUUCAGGAUCAAAUGACCCUGGAUGAUGAACACUAAGACUAUAAGUAUUUCAUGACCAAUUAUUUCUACUUAAAGACCGUCAGUCCUUCCAAAACCUCAAGCCCUCCCUUUAAAUUGACCGUUGAGGAAACUGUGUGUAUCGUGUCUGUCUGCACGCUCAUGUCAAGUGCCCAUCCUGAUCGGUAAUUUCCUUAUAAAAACCAUGCUGCUAAUCCUCGUCUGUUGUCAUGACUCAGACCGGGAACCUCAAUCUUGGCCUCGAUGCCAGUCCAUCCCAUCCCUCAGGGUCCACCACAUCUCCACGGUCCCUGUUGCGUCUAAUUAUCCUUUCUGUCAGCGUGGAGAAUGACAUCCUUCAGACAGCCGCUACUUUCUAUGUGUGCUGCUGUGUGUACAUGCGGGGCUGGGUCACGCUGACCAACGCCUCGUCUGUGUUUUCAAUCAGUCAUGCUGUGUUGUAUUGCUGUGAAUGGGUGGAUAGAGACGACUUAAACCCACGGUGAUCUGUGAAGAGGGUAAACUGAGUCAUUCAGUCUGAGGCUGGAUGUUGGCAGUGUCCCUGGAAAGGCCACCAAAGUACCAUUUCUUGACUUUUGUUUCCUCUUUGUUUCCUCCUGUCCUCGCAUACAUUUCUCUGUAUCUUAAAUCUGUCUAUCUCACAUUGUUUGUCCCCCGUUUCACUUCUUCCUUCCUCCUCUUUCCUGUCUCCCUCUCUUUUUCUCACUUGUUCUCUUUUCAUCCCAGCCUCUGAGAUAAUAUACAUCGGACCUGUCAAAGGUAAGCUUUCCUUCCUCCUCUGUUCUUUACCCUUCUGCACUGCUUCCUCACCCUCGACUCCCCCCUUCCUUCCUACCCUCCACCUCCUUCAACCGCAGCAGCUGGAGUGUUAAGGUCACAUGACGUGUAACCUUUGGGACGAGCAGCAGGUCACCUGACUGCUCGUCCAGAGGAAGUCAGGUGAUUCAGGAGGGGAGUCACAUGACCAAAGCUUUGCCUCUCAUUAGAGAUUAGCUCACGUUUUCUCAGAGCUACUCCAGGCCUGCUCACUGUGCUUGCUAAAGAAGUCUUAGACGCUGAAAGUGAAAGUUUCUGAGGUGGUCAUGAAGUGUUGUUGGAACUUUUGUGCUUUCACUUUUUAAAAAAACUCAAGGAAUCAGAGCAGUGAUAUUGUUUCGCUCUAUAACGGUACAUACACACGAGGGCCUGACCGAUUUAUCAGCAAGACGAUUAAAUCGGCCAAUUUUAGCCUGUUUGACACUAAUCAGUAAUCGGCCAAAACUCACCAUUUUUGGCCGAUAUUUUCAGGAGUAAAAUGCAGAGAAUAAGAAUCGGUUUUACUUCGAAAAUGUUCUGCCAUUUGAAAAGUUCCCCGACUUAUCCUGUAGAUGGCGCAGCGACCUCAUGACAAACUUCAUCCACUAACUACCUCAGCUCAGGGACACACAGAGGACAGUGGUCCGCCUCAACGAUAAAUAAACCAGUUUGUGAAAUACACAAUAAAUCAACAAGUUUCACUUCAACCCACUUCACCAUGUUCCCCACUGUGCUGGUCUCGGUCACACCGAGUUAACGGUGAAGCACCAUGUAAUAUGCAAACUAAAGUUAGAGUUAGCCAUCUGCUAUUAGCCUUGCUACACUGUUAGCCGUGCUAGUAACGGUAGAAUAAACUACAGUACUUAUUACGUGAUCGAGCUACUUCUCUUACUGAGGCAGCUUAUCUAGAUAUCUACCGUAUAUAUAUAUAUAUAUAUAUAUAUAUAUAUAUAUAUAUAUAUAUAUAUAUAUAUAUAUAUAUAUAUAUAUAUAUAUAUAUGUAUGUAUAUAUAUAUAUAUAUAUAUAUAUAUAUAUAUAUAUAUAUAUAUAUAUAUAUAUAUAUAUAUAUAUAUAUAUAUAAUUUAAUUUUUAUAACUUCAUAAAAAAAAAUUUAAAAAUCGGCCGAUUAAUCUGUAAUCGGAUUUUUUUCCCCCCUAAUAAUCGUAUCGGCCCCAAAAAAUCCAUAUCGGUCAGACCUUAAUACACACCACAACAAAACGCCCACUCAUGAGGAUUCAUUUUGAUAAUUCCAAUCUUCUAGUGACACUUUCAUUUAUCGACAGCCCUUUGGUGGUUUACUCCUGGUCCCAACAGUCCACGGUGGUCCAGCUCCAUCCAUCUAAGCCUUGAAGAAUCCCCAGUGUGUGGGAGCAUUAAGGAGUCAAGUCAUGUUAACAUUCUUUAAGCCUCGAUUUGAGAGUCGGUAAACAGGAUGGAGGAGGCCUAGUUGUGUUUUUAAUGGGCUGCCAGCUUCCACCUUCUACACAGUCUCCGUGGAUAUUUGGGAUUCCUCAGAAGACCCUAUGGGAGAUGGGAGUACUCUUCCUGACCUGAUGAACUCAGCAUUUGGGGAAGAACCUUGAAAGAACCGCUGAAAAACACCCUCCCCCACAAAAGGGAUGGGUGGCCAUAGCCUGCACCCUGUUCUCAUGACCUCAGCUUGCAAACACAAAUACACACGCGCACACUCGCAAACACAAACCAAGCCUACUUCCUGAUUUCGGAGGGGAUUUAGUGGUUUAGCUAGUGUUGCUUCUUGACCUGCGUCCUGCAGAGGGAGAGAGGGAAUGGGGAGGGGGUAAAGGGCCAAAAAUACUCCCACAAGGCUUGCCAACAGGAAGUCAAACAGAUUCAGUUUUGUUUCUAGCUUAUUUUUGUAUGCAAAAAUUAGAUUGAUUAAAAAUAUAUUGUUUUUUUCCAAACCAGUUAUGCUUUUUGUAAUGAAUUGAAGUAUAACCUCUCGAAAUCAUUGCCCUCCCCCUCCCCUCUGUGCUGCAACUUGUGCAGUAGUUUGCUGUGUGCGGUGCAUUCCUGCAGGUUUUUUGACUGUGAGUAAGCUGGUGACCCCCUGAUCAUGUUCUGCAACAUCUGCAUGCUGAUCCACAUCAAUCCCACCCAGAGCAGGAGUACAUUGUUGAAGCCACUCAUCUGCAAAGCGCGAGCUGGUAGUCACAUGGUGUUGUUGACCGCUAGCUGGCCCGGCUAGGCUGCAAAUGUGUGUGUGUGUGUGUGUGCUUUUUUUAAAGAAGUGAACACUGUUUUUGUUGAUGUCAAGUCAUCGUGAAUGUGCAUUUCUUUGCUUUGAAGUGUCAGAGUGAGGCAGUAACCAUGCAACAUAAAACGUUUGAAAUAUUCCUUUAAUGAGAGUGAGAAAUUUUUUCUUGAUUUUAGUUUAGUAACAGGGACUAACUCAUGAUCGUGUGUUUUCAGGGAGCAUCUACUCCAGCCCAGGAUUAUACAGCAAAACAAUGACACCCACCUAUGACUCCAGAGACGGCAGCCCGCUGUCGCCCACCUCUGCCUGGUUCGGGGACAGCCCUCUUUCCGAGGGAAACCCCGGCAUUCUCGCCGUCAGCCAGCCGAUCUCCUCACCUGACAUCCUGGUGAAACUCUACAAGCCCCAGUCUCUGCUGGACAAAGCAAAAAUCAACCAGGGGUGAGACUGACUUUAAGUAUUUGUUCAAAACUGCUCAUGAUAGGGCUGCAGGACUAUAACCGAUCAAUCCUUAUCACAGUUAUUUAGGCUUCAAAUAUAGCAUCCAGUAGCAUCAAAUAGCAUCAAAGCAUUGGUAUGAUAAGAACUUGCAGCCCUGGCUCAUAUUUAGAAAUGCCAAGUUUAUUUAUUUAAAACGUGUGUUAGAGAGAUUGUUUAAUGGGAUGUUAUUUUCUCUCUCCACAAAGGUGGUUGGACUCCUCCAGGUCUCUGAUGGAGCAGGAUGUAAAGGAGAACGAGGUGCUGCUGCUGAGGUUCAAAUACCACAGUUUCUUUGACCUCAACCCGAAGGUACAUCCCACUGAUAAUGUAGUACACUCUCACUGUAAAGUCGCAAUGAUUUAAUCUGCAUCAGUGCCAGAGAGAAGUUAUCCCUGUAAAGUCUAAACUGACCAACCAUUUUAUAGAUGUGCAGUGACGUCGGUGCAGUGAUCCCUAAAGAAGUCCGUAUACUACAGUCAUAACAUGCUGUAAACAGAAUACACCCAGAGCACGACCCGAAUCUUGUUGUGUCCUCGGUGUAUCAGAGCGUGAGAGUCCGCUCGCAUCUUAACCUCUCUUCCAAACCUCUCCGCAGUACGAUGCUAUCCGAGUGAACCAGCUCUACGAACAGGCCAAGUGGGCCAUCCUGCUGGAGGAAAUUGAGUGCACAGAAGAGGAAAUGAUGAUGUUUGCUGCCCUGCAGGUACAGAGACAGUGUGUUUGUGCGUACGAGUGUGUGUUUUUAUGCGUCUGGUCUCAAUUUCUCCCGGUUCAGCAUUGUUUUGCCGGGUUACAGUUGGAAGAUCUGCAGUCCUCUUUUUUCGUUGGGCAGUGGGUUCAUUGCCUUCGAGACUGCAGGCUAAUGAAUUGGAUGGGCUUCCAGCCAUAUGUCUGCCAGUUCUGCUGCAGCAUGCAUACUAAAACCUAGCUGUUCUACACUGAUGCAACUAAAGUUAAUGGGGGCAUUAUCACUCAUAUAUUCCCUCCAGGCAUCUCAAUAGGCUUCAAUCUCUUUUAGUUCUCGGUAUUUUGACUCGUCGUCAAUAAAAAAAAAAUCCUCUUACAAAUAUGAAUCUUAAUUAGCCUGAGAGUAUUGAUUAAAAUGCACUUAAGUCUGUCCCACGAAAUGGGGCAAAUGUCACUUUGGUUGCCUAGAAACGAUGAAAAUGAGCCCCAACUAAAAGUAGGGUCAAGACUUGAAUUGAAUCUCAUCUUGUGGGUCUGUUGAAACAAAGAUAUUCAUGAUCAUGAUUGAUACCAGAUUAGGCUGUAAUUCUUAUUUUGAAUAAUAUUACAAGUUAAGUGGAAGAUCAAGAGGUCAAGAGGAGGUGAUAUACAGAUGUAAACCCCUUUAGUCUCCUCAGGUCGCCCCCAGUGGUCUGAAAGUGCUGCCCCUGCUAUUUCUGACCCUCAUAAACCGAGGGUGCCAAGACCUGAGGACGCCACCCUGUCCUCACUCCAGGAGUAAUUAUAGAGCUUCUUAGGCCAGAGGGCUCGGUACCUCUGCUCGGACCACCCAACCCCAAAAAGACACUGUCAUCGUCAUCAUCAUCAUCAUGGUGGACCUGCUCACAUUCCUCUCUUACACUCUGAGGUGUUUGGUGCGUCCCAUCAGACCGGUUAUAAUUACUCUUAACUGGUUUCUCGUUACUCUUCCCGAGAGACAUGCUAAUCCAAGUUGGGUGUUUAGACCGGGCGCUAUUCUGUCACUACCUGUCUGUUGGCACUUUGGCAGCUACUACUACGUGUCAGCCGUGUAGUAUGAGCUCAGGGCAGAUACAGUAAAUCUAAAUAGAGAGCAAUGAUCGUACACAUCCAGCAUGUCUGGUUUCAGCAUGAUACCACCUGGAUGUCAGUGACUGAGCUAUAGUAUCUGCAACACAGAGGACAAGUUGUACUUUCUACCACAGCAGAUAAACACUGUGCUCUUGGACACGACACACAAACAGGAAGCACCCCCCCCCUCCAAGUUGCAGUUUUUAAAACAGACUCGUGGAGUUGAAGAGGAGGAGGAGGAGGAGGAGGAAUGGAGUGUCAUUUUAAGCCCUUUGUCCUACUUUCUGUAACCUCAGCUGGCUCAAACCUCCCAUAUCUCUUUCAAACUCUUGCCUCUGUACCUCUCACUCUCUCGACAGCUGUUCAUUCAUAUAUUGGUGGUGGUGGGGGGGGUUGAGGAUGGGUUGACAUUACAAAUACCAUUUGUCAACAAGUUGUAUUUAGUGUCUGUGCCUCACACCACAAGGGAAACACUGUCAGUUUUUCAGCGACGGCCCCAUCCUGGUUAAUGGUUGUUUCCAGCGUAAAAACAACACACACUCUCUCAUUGGUCCUGUCUCGCACAUGUUUCUUGUAAAACAUAUUUUCAUUGCCUGUAUGGUUCAAAGUGUACCGGGGAACAUGUGCAAACCGCACCACUUAUUGUUCUCGGUGAAUCAUCACCGCCGAGAGAUGGUUUCCUCAUCUCUCGUCUCCCGCAAAGAUAAAAGUCCUUGUUUUCCUCACGGCUAAUCGCAAACAUGCACACUAGCAGCACCUGUGUGUAGAAAUACCAACACAUCUGAAAACAUUUACAUGCUAAUUAUCACAGACGGAUUUAGGUUUACAGGCAAAAGUGGGAGCAGUGUGGCACCAGUAGCAAACAUGGCAGGAAGACUUGACAGAAAAACUGUUGAUGAAGGUGUUUGAACAGGAAACCAACUCCCUCUUCUGCUGCUGAAGUCUGUCCUAUGGAUCUGCUGUUUUAGUCAAAGAAGGCUUUAACAAAUCUACGGAGUAGAAAUAAUCUUUGAGGAUUAAACAGUACAGGGAGAGUCAAGUCUCAUCCUUAGAAUCAUAAACACUGCUCCAAAACAGCUCCUGGAUACUUUUUAUUGACAUGAUUUGUAUAUAUAUAUAUAUUUGUAUUUGUAUAUGUAUUGUUAUUACUGUUAUUAUCAUCACAACGUAGUUAUAUGACAUGGUAAGAAGGGGGCCGGACAAGAUAAGCAUUUGCUUCUUCCUGUCCCUUCUUGAACAAUUAUGGUUGUGUUUUAUUAUUGUUGCUGAUGUAUUGGUGUUUUUUUUUUUUUUGUUCAAGACAAAUAAAAUAGGAAAAAAAAAAAAAAAAUAAAAAAUAGAUACAUCCACGUACCAUAUCCCGCAGUGUCCCCAUGUGGAAAUCUGUCUUGGUCUCAUGUGCUGCAUAAUAACGCCAAUGAAUAAAACAAAUUGGAGCCUAACUGGGUGUUUGUCUCUGUUUCCCCCCCAGUACCACAUCAACAAGCUGUCAAUCAUGUCUUCGGACAACCAUAUGAACAACAGUGAGAAGGAGGUGGAUGAGGUGGAUGCGGCCCUGUCAGACCUGGAGAUCACUCUGGAGGGGGGGAAGACGUCUAACACACUGGUACGAUCACACAGCAACAGUGUUACAUCCACCAUGGGAUGUUCAUCUAAGUUAUAGUCAUGAUUUCACACAUAUGAGAGGCUCUCGAGAGAGAAAGUGUGAGAUAUCCAACAAAUACAAUAAGCCCUACAUGUUGCAUAGUUGUUAUCCAUCUUUACAGCACAGCAGCCCCAGUAUAUGAACUUGUGAAGUUUAUUCAGCUUAUCAGGGGAAACAGGAUUACAUAAGAAGUGUUGUUUUUAGCACGCUCUAUUGAAUAAUGAUACUGAAAGUGUACAAAGUUGAACCUGAGGUCAUUGUCCUGUUAUUACUUUCAAUAAAAAUCCUCCAGGUUUAGACUAACAGUGAGUUUUUUUUCCCUCCCUUUUCCCGCAGGGUGACAUCACAUCUAUUCCAGAGCUAGCGGACUACGUCAAAGUCUUCAAGUAAGGCCACAUGCACAUGUCGAACCGCUGUCUCUGAGUGUGUGCAGAACUCUGCGUUUGCAUCGGUGUGACAGGCUAAAAUCUCAGUGAGAAUGUCUUUGGAGUGAUUGCAGUUGGAUGAAACAUAUUUUGAUUUUUUUUUCGCUUUUGGCUUCAUGCCUUUGCUGACAGGUAGGCGGCCCCCCUGGAGUGAUUGUCUCAUAAAAUGUUCAAACCAGAGGAAUGAUUUCCCGUUAAUGUCCACCUCCAGUGCUGGCCUCUUUCCUCCCCACCCUGCUCACUUUGCACUGGAGAAACUUGUCCCCUCUCCCCCUCCGCUCCUCCUCUUAACCACGAAUACAGAAUAUGUUUUUUUUUCUUUCUCCUUAUACGCUCUGACAUCUCUCUCCGUCUCUUUUUCUGCGUUUUAUAUUUUCCAGACCCAAGAAAUUGACACUGAAGGGCUAUAAGCAGUACUGGUGUACAUUCAAGGACAUCACAAUUUCAUGUUACAAGAGUAAAGAGGAAUCACACGGGACGCCCGCUCACCAAAUGAAUCUCAGAGGUGAAAACUCCUCAUUUUAUGCCAUUGCAAAAAUGAAACUGUAAGUAGGCAGAUGACAGAAUAGAUGUGACCUUUGGCCUCCUAUGUGUAGGUUGUGAGGUAACUCCAGAUGUCAACAUCUCGGGUCAGAAAUUCAACAUCAAGCUGCUAAUCCCCGUGGCUGAUGGCAUGAAUGAGAUCUGGCUCCGGUGUGACACGGUAAGACAGGACAGACUACAUCAUUCACAGUGGCGUCUCGUCUCCCGAGGCCGAUUUGACCCAUCAGCUUCUCGCUUCCGCAGGAGAAACAGUACGCCCACUGGAUGGCCGCCUGUCGCUUGGCCUCCAAAGGGAAGACCAUGGCCGACAGCUCUUACAACCUGGAGGUGCAGAACAUCCUGUCCUUCCUCAAGAUGCAACACAUGAACCCUGACCCGCAGUUCAUCGAGCCGAUCACCACCGACAUCAACCCGGAGUGCCUGGUGUCCCCACGAUACCUGAAGAAGUACAAGAACAAGCAGGUAAGUCCCGCAGAAGAGGCAGGAUGAAGACCCUCUGCUCUGAUGUGUGUUAAAUAAUUCUCUCUUUACUUGUUUGAUAAAUCUAACGUGGACUUAAACAGAGCAACAGUUGAUGCGUCCCAGAUGGGCGCCUCCUGGCAUCAGCCUUCUCUCGCACUGGAAUGUAGCCUCCCUCUACUCCCCCUUCAUUCUCCACUCCCCUCCUCUUCUGAGUGUUUCUUCUCCCACCCCCUUUCUCUGUCCGAGGGGAAACCAGGACAGCAGACUUCCAUAGUCCUCCACAUGUGUACAGUAGAGCCGCUCUUGACGGACUGUACUGAGCACUUUCUCUCUUUGUGGCUUCUGUGCUUGCAGACAAAAAAAAGGGACGAGAUUUCAUUUGAUGGAUGAACAAUUAUGGAGUAUUUAUUGUUUCAAACAGUUUAAACUUUAGAGGAAUUAACAAGUGUUGGUAAAAGUCGUCUUCUGUGUGCACAGCAGAUUUGCAUGUAAGCAAGAGGCGUGUGUUUGCAGAGUGGAACAGCUGAGCACACGGCUGCCACGGCUGUGUUAGUCCGGGAUGUGUGAUUGGGUGGCAGAGUUUUAAGGGGGGGUUGCUUCUCCAUCGCUUACUCACACAAUCUGGUUUUAUUUAAGUUUCAAUAGAAAAAUCAAAUGUUGCCAGCGGGUUAACAGGAUGUUAGGAGGGUGUCGGUAUAGUACAGUAAGUGAUGAUUCAGAAGAGGUCUGAGCCAAAGCCUGGAAUACACCGAGUGUCUAGGAGAGGAGGUAGAGAGUUCCCCCACUAGGCUGUGAUUCCUGGUUAUGUUUUAAAGUGUCGGGGAUGUACGUGAUGACGCGUACACACAACUGCAAAAUAAUAGUUUCAGUUCACACUUCCUUUAAAUGUCCCAGAUUCUCAAUAACAAGAGUAACAAAGAAAUCCCUCAUGUACAAUCUGGGAAGUUCUCUUCAGCUUCUUUCUCAGAGUAUCAGGAUUUCUCUUGACGGUGCUUCUAUUUCAAGAAAGUUGAAACAUCCCUAAUGCAAAAAUAAAAUUCUACUUCAGCUCACAGUUUUCAUCAGAACUUCCUCUGAGCUGCAGAAACUGUAAUCUGAUCACUGCUGUUAUAUAGACAGAAGUUUCCAGAUUGUCUCACAGAGAGCAGCAUCCCCAGGCACAAUCAUGAAAGAGCGGUAGCCUCUGUACAGUAUGUGUACGCGCACUUACACACGAGUACUCCCAUAGUGGGCGCGGGGGGGCUCGAGGAAAUGAGCCGUGCCUGGAAAUGCUGCGCGGGAAAAAGUGUCUGGGAAAAGCCCGUUUGCUCUCAGUCAGCUCUCGACCCCUCCCCACCUCCCUCAAACUGGACUUCCUGUUGCGAGGCCGGCCCGAGGAGACUUCCGUGCUGGAGUUCCCAGCGGACACACACACACAAGGAUUCUUAGAUAAUUGAGAGUGGGUCGGUCUGUGGGCAAAUCUAUACAUGAACAUAUGAGAAAACAAACAUGAAGGGCACUGUACUGACCCCCUGGAGAUUGACUGACAUGGUGCUUUCAAAAAGGUGUAUUUGGGAACACACUGCCCUCUUGUGGAUGAAAGGUUGAUACAGAAUUUUAAGAUAUGUUAGAAUUGAAAACCCUUUAUAACCAGACCCAGAUUACCUAAACCUUAAUUCCUAUGCCUGCUUCCUUAAUGUGAAACCACAUAAAUGUGAUUUAACUUUCCUCCUUUCUCUAAAUAAGAUGGCAUCUGGCUGCUGCUGCUGCUGCUGCUGCUGCACUCUCACUCCCUCUUGUGGCCAGAAAUCUGCAUGACUAAGACCCAGCAGCCCCUCUCUCCACUUGAAUCCCUCUUAUUUGAUCAAAUCUCUCCUCCCUUGACAUUGAUCUUACCUGCUUGUUCUCUUUGUCCAAUCUUUCUUUCUCUUCUUGUAUGCACCACCUUCAUUCCUCUGUGUCCUUGUCCCAUACCCUCCUCCCACCUUCAGCCAAGCUUUAUCAGGGACUUGGUAAGUCCAGUUAUGUAUGUGUUCACUGGGUGCCUCUUAAACCUUAGAUACCUGCAUGACUACCUUAACUCUAAACACCUCUUUUUUUUUAUUUUAUUUGUGUUCCCCACCUUAACCAACAGUAGUCCAACAGUAAACAUGUCAUAGUAGAAAAGGUAGAAUCCCUGUGAGUUUUAAUGUCCGUCAGAAAUGACCAGCAAAUCACACAGCUCAUCAUUACAUCAUCUUUUUACUUUUCUUUACUGGUAAGAAAUUAGUCCAUGAGAUGUGCUGUAAAACAAGUGAGUUUUCCAUGUUUUAGUCCAUUUAACACUAGUCCCAUUUAUAAGGAGUUGUUUAUGUAUAGUGAACGGGUUACUAUGUAGAUUAGACUCCACAGGGUGAGCAGCACCUCCACGCAUAAGAUUUUAAUUUUCAUAUGCAUCUGCUUAUUACUAACUCAAAGUAUAAACAAAUCUAUUCAAAAUAUGGACAAUAAGUUGCUUAAAUUAUAUUUUACAUUUGGUGACGCUCACACAGAUUCUUAAAGGUGGGGUAGGCAGGAUCUGAGGAAGUGCCAGUUUUGGGGAGGAAUCUUGAAUGUAAACUCGACCCCUCCCAACCAGUUUUCCCCUCAGCUCCUCCCCUCCAGCAAGCCCCGCCCUCAAACAGACGCUCCUGCUCACUCGUAUUGUUUCAAUUAAAUUCAGAUAUAAUGCAGAUAAAUACUUCAGAUAAUUACAAAUGGGGCCCAGUCAACGUGAAAGUACAAAGCAGUACUGACUGAUAUUAAAAGCUUUUUUGUAUAGACACCACAAAAAAAGAUGCUUCUUUGAUGGAAUCCUACCUACCCCACCUUUAACCUCGAGAGUGCAAGGUGAAAGAGACGAGCAUGACAAAGACAAACAGAUGAAACAAGUGAAAUGUGUACAGUGAUAAAAAAGCUUCUUGUGGCUCAUUAACUGUAGCCUGUGUGUCCUCUGAGGCCUUGAAGGAUCAUUUUAUUGAUUCCUGUUUUAUUAAGUUAAAAACUUAAACUGUGACAGCUUAGCUGCCACUGCAAGAGCUGAUGGCAAAGUUAGUCUCAGUUUACAUACACAUGGAGGGGAUGUGUGGUUUUGGGUGUAUUGGUUGGUUCCAGUGGGCUCAUGGCAUGAUUUAUUUAUAGCAUAUUUAUCAUGUGUUGUUAUGCUUUUGUCAGAUUUCUGCCAGAAUCCUUGAAGCCCACCAGAAUGUGGCCCAGAUGAGUCUCAUCGAGGCCAAGAUGCGCUUCAUCCAGGCGUGGCAGUCCCUGCCUGAGUUUGGCAUCACUCAUUUCCUCGCCAAGUAGGUUAAAACACUGUUUUUUGCAAAUCGGUGAAAAAUUGCACGGUGCAAAGCCACAUGAGUAACUUUUUCAGUUGUUUUCAUCCUCAUGUUUGAUCAACACGUAUUUACAGUGAAUGACGUCCUUUUCUGUUCAGGUUCCAGGGUGUAAAGCGGGAAGAGCUGAUCGGUAUCACCUACAACCGUUUGAUCCGGAUGGACGCUAGCACUGGUGACGCGAUCAAGACCUGGCGCUUCAGCAACAUGAAACAGUGGAACGUAAACUGGGAGAUCAAGAUGGUAAGGGACCCUAGAUAGAUAUAGAAUCAGCUGAGACAAAUAGUUCAGGAACAUGACCUAUUUCUCAUAUAAACGUGUAGACAGAUCUCACACUGUACAAGUUUGGAGUCGUGAAGAAACUUAAUUGAAUACAAAUAAAACAAAAAACUGAAAAAAUUAGACAAGUAAAUUCAGCCACUGCGAACAGACAGCUUGUUUGCAGAGAAUGACAGACAUGCUUUGCUUUGUGUGCUCAGGUGACCGUGGAGUUCGCAGACGAACCCAGUCUGUCUUUCGUCUGUGCCGAGGUGGACUGUAAGGUGGUCCACGAGUUCAUCGGUGGAUACAUCUUCCUGUCCACACGCGCCAAGGACCAGAACGAGUCUCUGGACGAGGAGAUGUUCUAUAAGCUGACCAGCGGCUGGGUCUGAGCUGCCCAAAGCUCCACAUGGGGGUUAACGCUUAUCGGCCAAUGCCCAGGAGUAGCAUCCGUGUGGGAGGGGUUUCUAGGGUUUAUUUUAUUCUAUUAUCUCUCAGUGUUUUAAUUGUUUGGAGCUGUGAGCCCAGAACAGCACUACUAUUGCCAUGGCUGACACAGUUUUAACUAUCGUCAUUUUUUUUUUGUUUUUUUCUUGCAUUAAUGCUGACAAAUCUUGCGUUACAAACACUAAAAUUGUGGCGACAAAAGUCCAGAUGAGGUUUUGAAACUUUAACUCCUGGGGCUGAACAGAAGCCUUCUGAAAAUUAACCCGAACGGGGGAAAGUUUUUCCGUUUUCCUACAACCACCUGCCUCCUCUCAUCCUGGACUGACAGCCAUCAACGUAGCGUCCCUGGCAGCCCUUUAAAACCAAUCAAACACAUUUAAUCCCAAAGAGUCUUCUUUCUUCCCUCUUUUUCUUUCCUUCUUUUUUUCCUUUCUUCUAAAUGUAAAACUAAGACUUUUAUCUUCUUAUUUAUCCUAAAGCAGAUUUCAUAGAAGAGUCUAAUCAUAAGGGUGUGUGUCGGCUGAUCACAGCUCUACAUGUCCAUCUAUCCGCUCCAUGAAGGGUUAACUGUCUUUGAAGUCACAUGUAAGCACUUCGACACUAUAUAGUCCUCUUUUUGAAUAAGCUGUUGUUUUUAUUUUCUUCCGCUUUUUGAUGUCUGUCGUCUGCGUUUUCAGAGUUCUCCUCAUUGAAUUUUUAUUGGCUGAGAGCCUGAGUUACGCUGAUAGUAAGCAUUUCUGAAAAAGAGAGAGUCGUGUGGGUCUCAGCAGCGUAAACACAGAACCAUCUGUUGUGAAAACUCAAACGCUUUAAGAUGGUCCAUUUAACUUAAAGUAGAAGAAGAGGUUUUUCGGAUCUUCUGACCUCAAAGUAGACAUUCAGAAGUGCAAGAGUAUGUCGGUUUCCUCUCUAACAUGUCUGUUAACGGCUGCUGAGUGUCUCAUUCGACCUUGACAGCAUGUUUGAAACUCCAUCCAGAGAUUUGAAACCCGUCUACAUCUCAUCGCAUGCACACAAAACAACAGGAGGGAUCGUUACUCCCCUUUUUCUGCCUCUCCCUUUACUUCCAUUCUGUUUCUCACACCAUAUAGUAUUAUAAUUAUUAUCACUUUUAUCAUUACACACCAGCAAAAAAAGGUCACCAAGUCUGAAGAAUGAAUAUGCAAUGUGUUUUUUUUUCUGUCCUCAGUAUGAAGGAUCAGUAAAUGAAGUAUUAUUUUUUGUAACUAAUGUAAAAACACAAACGUUUUAUAGAAUUGUACAGUUUUUGUCUCUGCUUUCGGGGGGGUCGGACGUUUUUCCUUUCAUAUAAAGAGGGGGGAAGCCAUCUGUCAACAUGUGUAGUAUUCAAAUUUGUGCUUGCUUAUGUUGUGGUCUUACUGAGUUUUCAGAUGAAGAUAUAUAUGAAUAUAUAUGAAGAUAACACUAGUCUCAAACUCCAGGUUUGACAUAGAUUAAGAUAUUUGUGGAGAACAUCUAUUUUUUUUAAGUACAGACAUGCUUUUUUUUCAAUGUGCUGGUUUUUCUGCUACAUUUGAUGAAUUCUCUUCUUCUUCUGCUCUACAGCUCGAGGAUUACAAAUGUCCACUUGUGCCUCUGCUUUGUGCUUUUAACUCCUUCUUUAGACUGACAGAGAUACUCAGUGGGCUACCUGAGGAAAUUUGAUUUUCUCUGUGCCCAUCAAAAUAUUUCACUUAACCGUCUGGCUUUUGCCAUAACUGAAGUGUGCCAUUUGAUACUGUUCAUGUAAAGGGGGGGCCACAACUUUUAGACCCUGGAGUUUGAGACGCAGACCGCAGAAGUGAACUGAGAUAAGAAAAAACAAGCCUAGUCUGUUUUUUUUUUUUUUUAAUUUCUCUGAUGUUUUUGUUUGCCUCCAGUGUCAGGAGUAGCAGUGCAUGUCCUGCUGCUCUGUUUUCUGACUGUAAAAAAUGCAUUUAUUUUAAAAAUAAAGUAAUUUUUAUUUAAAAAAAUAAAA